Molecule: messenger RNA, 2499 nt
Organism: Trichoderma breve
Lineage: Eukaryota; Fungi; Ascomycota; Sordariomycetes; Hypocreales; Hypocreaceae
Product: DNA polymerase beta palm domain-containing protein
Exons: 2
Coding region: 1-2499 (832 amino acids)
Biological process (GO): double-strand break repair via nonhomologous end joining
Cellular component (GO): nucleus
Molecular function (GO): DNA-directed DNA polymerase activity; DNA binding
Source: RefSeq, a predicted model, not a curated record
AUGGACGACAUGGAAUCCAAGACGGCUUAUUUCAAUCAACUCUCAAGCUUUUCCUUCAUAAAUGAUGGGAUGCGCGAUGACGACGCUUUCGAUGCGCGCGAGGAGAGACAGAGAGAGCUUCAUAGGGGCUUCUUUCAGCCCGCGCCCAGCUUACAUGCCCCUGAUCAAGAAGACCAAACGCAAAGACAUGAACAAAGAACACAGCAGGACCAACAAGCUCGAAAGCAACAAGACAAAUCUCUGCCUGUCAAGUCAAGGCGGCUGCAGCAUCUUACGCCCCGAAAAGUUAUCGCCGCGCCUCGACCCGAGUCUGGAAAAGUCAUUAAGGGGACUGGACCGGGGAAGCCGAGGCCAAAGGGGCGGCUUGGCGCGCUGUUGGAUGGCGUGACAGAUGUUGUUCAAGAGACACCUUCUGUGAACUUAGAAAAGAGAGGCAAAGAGGUGAUUGUGAUUGAAGAUGGUCCCGAACUGCCUCGGACGUCAGCAUCGUUGAAGAGAUCGUUGGAAAGUGCCUCUGAAGAGUCAUCAUCACCGUCUGUUAACGUCAAGGCUGGGAUGACGACAAAGGCAGCACGUGGUAAUAAGAGAGGGCGUAUUUCAGGACCGAAUGCGCGCCCCGAGGCUGAGCAGAUAUUCAAGGGCUUGUCGUUCUUUUACAUCCCGGACAAUGACAUUGCGCCGGCAAGGCGGUUGCGAAUCAACAGAGCAAAGGAGUUUGGAGCGACAUGGACGAGAGACCUGAUGAUGGCUACCCAUGUCGUGGUGGAGAAGAAGCUUGAGUACAGGGAUGUUGAGAAGCUGUGGCCAAAGGAUGGAUUUGGGGAUCGAGCGCCGCCAAAGGUGGUUACGGAGGACUACCCUCUUGAUUGCAUCCAGUUUCGUGCCAUUGUGGAUGCUAGCCAGCGCAAGUAUCUUGUGAAUGGCCAACCAGAGGUGGAUGAACGGGGAAAAGAGCCCGAGAUUCCUGUUCCUACUACUAAUUCCGGAGCCCAGGAGAAACCGAAGUCGAAAUUGACAGUUAGCUCGCUACCGCUGAAACCGCAGCAUCAUAACAAAGCGAAAUGGGACUAUGUUCCACCAAAAGGGACGCCUUCACAGAGCGAGGAAUCGUCACUAGGCAGUCGUGUGACAAGGAGCAGGACUGGAGCGGUGGCCGUAGACUCUCAACCUGUUGUGCUUGAUUUGGAAGAUGCUGGCGAGCCCAAGAAGGACAUAUCGAACGACGAGUUGUCAGAAUACAUCUUAAUGCUGCAAGAGUUUAAGGAUUUACCACUAGAUAUUGACGAGGAGGAGGAUGUUCAGUCUACGAGUAACGAAGCGGAAGCUCCAUUGGAUCGCGAUCAUCGUUAUGAAUCGGAGACCGAAUCACAGCGGACGAGGAGAUCGUCCAGGAGGACUCGACCAACCAGCAAAGCAAUAGCAUUCGAAGACCGAUUCGCUUGCAAUAGAGCCGGGAGGAAAGAUGCUAACCAAAACAAUCCAAACGCACGCACUAUUGAGAUAUUACAAAAGAUGAACAGCUACUACGAAAGGGUCAACGACCAUUGGCGGACAAUUGCGUACCGAAAGGCCAUCAGCAUCUUGAAACAGCAGAGCGUCAAGAUUACCACCGAAGAAGAAGCAUAUCGACUCCCCACCAUCGGUCGCCGACUGGCGCAAAAGAUUGAGGAGAUUGUUACGACAGAUAAGCUGAAGAGACUUGAGUGUGCAGAGGAGGAUCCUACAGACCACGCUUUGCAAACAUUUUUGAAGAUUUACGGCGUGGGAAACAAAAUAGCAGAGCAGUGGAUUGCGCAGGGCUGGAGAACACUCGAGGAUGUAAAGCAGAAUGUGAAGUUGACGCCUAGUCAGCUGAUUGGCAUGGAGCAUUACGAUGACUUGAACACUAGGAUACCGCGCAAGGAGGUGACUGCGCUGGGCGAGGUUGUCAAGAAGGCGGCGGCUCGGAUCGAUUCGGCAGCACAGCUCAUUAUUGGGGGCAGCUACCGCCGAGGCGCGGAGAGCUCUCACGACAUCGACUUUAUUGUAACGAAGCCAGGGACUGAGUCUGUGGCGGACCUCAAGUCCCUUCUAAACAGCCUGUUAGACCAACUGGAGAGAGACAAGUUCCUAGUAGCUCGUCUAGCAUCAUCUCGAUCAGGUGGCGACGGGAGCAAAUGGCACGGCUGCUGCGUGCUACCCAAAAUCAAGGGCCUCAACGACACGGACGGCGAAUACCGGCCGAUCUGGCGAAGAAUCGAUUUCCUGCUGGUCCCCGAGGUAGAGCUGGGCGCGGCGCUGAUUUAUUUCACCGGCAACGACAUCUUCAACCGCAGCAUGCGGCUCUUGGCCUCUAAGAAGGGCAUGCGGCUGAACCAGCGGGGACUGUAUAGAGAUGUGCUGAGGGGGCCGAAUCGAGCAAAGAUUACGGCGGGGGAGCUGGUGGAGAGUAGGGAUGAGAAGAGGAUAUUUGAGAUUUUGGGGGUGAAGUGGCGGGAGCCGUGGGAGAGGUGGUGUUGA